Messenger RNA from Neopsephotus bourkii (Bourke's parrot), 1408 nucleotides. It is a transcript of the gene RAB3A, whose product is annotated as RAB3A, member RAS oncogene family. The record is from RefSeq and is a predicted model, not a curated record. The transcript has 4 exons. Bases 1 to 663 code for a protein of 220 amino acids. Gene Ontology annotation, molecular function: GTPase activity; GTP binding. Gene Ontology annotation, biological process: axonogenesis; regulation of exocytosis; maintenance of presynaptic active zone structure. Gene Ontology annotation, cellular component: plasma membrane; endosome; synaptic vesicle. Lineage: Eukaryota; Metazoa; Chordata; Aves; Psittaciformes; Psittacidae.
AUGGCGUCCGCUACCGACUCCCGCUAUGGGCAGAAGGAAUCCUCGGACCAGAACUUCGAUUACAUGUUCAAAAUCCUCAUCAUCGGCAACAGCAGCGUGGGGAAAACCUCCUUCCUCUUCCGGUACGCUGACGACUCCUUCACACCCGCCUUCGUCAGCACCGUCGGCAUCGACUUCAAGGUCAAGACCAUCUACCGGAACGACAAGCGCAUCAAGCUGCAGAUCUGGGACACAGCCGGCCAGGAGCGGUACCGCACCAUCACCACCGCCUAUUACCGCGGUGCCAUGGGCUUCAUCCUGAUGUACGACAUCACCAAUGAGGAGUCCUUCAACGCUGUGCAGGACUGGUCCACCCAGAUCAAAACCUACUCCUGGGACAACGCCCAGGUCCUGCUGGUGGGGAAUAAAUGUGACAUGGAGGACGAGCGCGUCGUCUCCUCGGAGAAGGGCCGCCAGCUCGCUGAGCACUUGGGCUUUGAGUUCUUCGAGGCCAGCGCCAAGGACAACAUCAACGUGAAGCAGACCUUCGAGCGCCUGGUGGACAUCAUCUGCGAGAAGAUGUCGGAGUCCCUGGACACGGCCGACCCGGCCGUCACCGGCGCCAAGCAGGGCCCCCAGCUCACGGACCAGCAGGCCCCCCCGCACCAGGACUGUGCCUGCUAGGACCAGCCCCCCCCCCUCCCCCCCCAAAACACCCCUCAAUAUUGGUCAGUGCACCCCAAUCCUGCCCCCUCUCCUCCCCCUGAGCCCCUCUUCUUGGGGGGGUCCCAUGGGGGCUUUUGCUGCUGAUACCUCCGAAAGGGCUGCAGCCCCUCUAGGAGCCCCCCUUCAGUUAGGCUCUGCCCCCUCCAUCCCCUUAAUUUAUUUUUAAGCCUGGCUGGUAGAACCCCCCCCUUGUUCUGCUUUUAAGCGCUCCAAAACCCCCUUUUUCCUUGAGGAAUACUGUUUUCUUGCUCACCCCCCCAUCCCAUCCCUCCCUUGGGAGCAGGGAUGCACCCCUGCCCUUUUGGGGAGCUGCAGUGGGACCCCCCCCCCCCAAACCUCAGAUCCCCACUGGGCCUCCCCAUGCCCCCAUCCCCAGCCUGGCCUUCCCAAAGAGCUCCUUGGUUGGGGGGGGGGGGUUCUCUUUGUGCCCGGCUCCGCCCCCCCCCCCCCCGCAGAUGGAUGGAUACUUCCUAUCUCUUGUUUAUUUGUAUAAAUAGAUGCUAAUUUAUGCUCCCGCCGUCUUCCUCCUUGUACAUAAAGAAGAACCCCUUGUAAAUAGGUGUAGAAGUGACGCUGUGCGUGACCUGCCGUGCUGUGGCCGUGUUGGUGCAUCCAGGUUUCCUUUCUCUCUGUGGUAACCUUGCUUGUGAAUAUCUUGGCAAGAGAAAUCCUCUUUAAAGGUACCCCCAGAACCCCCCCCUUC